AUGCUCUGCGCGGCGCGGCGCUGCGAUGCUAUGCUAUGCUAUGCGAUGCGCUGUUCCUUCUCAUAUCCUCAAGACACACAACAAAGAUUCAACAUGGGUAUCACUCGUGACUCGCGACACAAGCGAUCGGCCUCCGGUGCCCGCCGCGCCUACUACCGCAAGAAGCGCGCUUUCGAGCUCGGUCGUCAGGCUGCCAACACCCGUAUCGGUGCCAAGCGUAUCCACACUGUCCGUGUUCGUGGCGGUAACCUCAAGCACCGUGCUCUCCGUCUCGAGUCCGGCAACUUCGCUUGGGGCUCCGAGCACAUCACUGCCAAGACCCGUGUUCUCGGUGUCGUCUACAACGCCUCGAACAACGAGCUUGUCCGCACCAACACCCUCGUCAAGGGCUGCAUCGUUCAGGUCGAUGCCACCCCCUUCCGUCAGGCUUACGAGAAGCACUACGGCCAGCCCGUGACCACCAAGCGCCGUGCCGCUGGUCAGGGUGCCGCCGAGGCCAACGUUGACGAGGCCAAGCUUUCCAACAACGUCACCCGCAAGCUUGAGAACCGCCGCAAGGAGGGCAAGCUCGACUCGCUCGUUGAGCAGCAGUUCGGUGCCGGUCGUCUCUACGCCGCCGUCUCGUCGCGUCCCGGUCAGUCGGGUCGCUGCGACGGAUACAUCCUUGAGGGCAAGGAGCUCGAGUUCUACGUUCGUCGUCUCAGGGCUUCCAAGGGCAGCAAGCAGUAA
This is a messenger RNA of Pseudozyma hubeiensis SY62, 729 nucleotides long. Its product is annotated as ribosomal protein S8. Gene Ontology annotation, cellular component: cytosolic small ribosomal subunit; ribosome. Gene Ontology annotation, molecular function: structural constituent of ribosome. The coding region runs from base 1 to 729 and encodes 242 amino acids. The record is from RefSeq and is a predicted model, not a curated record. Gene Ontology annotation, biological process: maturation of SSU-rRNA from tricistronic rRNA transcript (SSU-rRNA, 5.8S rRNA, LSU-rRNA); translation. The transcript has 3 exons. Lineage: Eukaryota; Fungi; Basidiomycota; Ustilaginomycetes; Ustilaginales; Ustilaginaceae.